Messenger RNA from Anolis sagrei ordinatus, 4403 nucleotides. The record is from RefSeq and is a predicted model, not a curated record. NCBI's taxonomy places the organism in Eukaryota, Metazoa, Chordata, Lepidosauria, Squamata, Anolidae.
CCUCCUGAUGCGGCGCCAUUCUUCCGGCCUCGUUAUGGAUCCCUUGAGGAAGAGCUCUGGUUGUUCGCCCCAGCUCCUGCCAACCUAGCAGUUUGAAAACAUGCUGAUGUAACAUCCGAACAAGUUCUGCGAAGAACACCUUGUGAGAGCUUUGCCCAAGGAGUGCUGUAAAUCCAAAGUGAAUUCAAGAUACACAGCAAUGACAACAAGAAAAAAUAAGUAGUAGAAAAAUAUAUUUCAAGCUACACAUCUGUGCAUUUAACGUGUGGAAAUAACAUUGUUCUGAAAAAAGAGAGACUCGGGAAAGCAAGUAGAAGGCUAAAACACUACAAAAACUGUGCUGUUUAGGAGGUUAUAUCUGUGAACCCCUGGCAUAAUAUUUGAAUUAUACAUGUAAAAGAAUGGCAAGACCUCUAUCUCCCAAUUCUAGAAUAGAUACAGGGGAGAAGUUAUAUCAGUGCAUGGAAUGUGGAAAACAAUUUGAUAUAAAAACUUCUCUUACUGUACAUGAACGGACCCACACAGGGGAGAAACCAUAUAAAUGCACAGUCUGUGGAAAAAGCUUCAGUCAGAAUGGAAAACUGCAUUCCCAUCAAAAGAUCCACACAGGGGAGAAGCCACAUAAAUGCAUGGAAUGUGGAAAAAGCUUCUGUCAUGGUAACGAUCUAUGUACCCAUCAAAGAACCCACACAGGGGAGAAGCCAUAUCAAUGCAUGGAAUGUGGAAAGAGCUUCAAACACAGUCAGAAUCUGCGUAACCAUCAAAGGACCCACACAGGGGAGAAGCCAUUUAAAUGCACGGAAUGUGGAGAAAGCUUCAAUCGCAGUGACAUUCUACGGUCCCAUCAAAGGACCCACACAGGGGAAAAGCCAUAUAAAUGCAUGGAAUGUGGAGAAAGCUUUAGUCACAGUGGCACUCUACAUUCCCAUCAAAGGACCCACACAGGGGAGAAGCCACACAAAUGCACGGAAUGUGGAGAAAGCUUCAGUCGCAAGGACAGUCUACAGUCCCAUCAAAGGACCCACACAGGGGAGAAGCCAUAUAAAUGCAUGGAAUGUGGAGAAAGUUUCAGUCGCAGUAAUAUUCUACGUUUGCAUCAAAGGAAGCACACAGGGGAGAAGCCACAUAAAUGCAUGGAAUGUGGAGAAAGCUUCAGUCUCAGUAGACAUUUGCGUUCCCAUCAAAUGACCCACACAGGGGAAAAGCCCUAUAAAUGCAUGCAAUGUGGAGAAAGCUUCAGUCACAGUAGCAGUCUACGUUCCCAUGAAAGGAACCACACAGGGGAGAAGCCAUAUAAAUGCAUAGAAUGUGGAGAAAGCUUCAGUCGCAGUGACGCUCUACGUUCCCAUCAAAAGACCCACACAGGGGAGAAGCCAUAUGAAUGCAUAGAAUGUGGAAAGAGCUUUAGUCGCAGUAACAGUCUGCGUACCCAUCAAAGGACCCACACAGGGGAGAAGCCAUAUCAAUGCAUGGAAUGUGGAAAGAGCUUCAGUCAGAGUAACAAGCUACGUAUCCAUCAAAGGACCCACACAGGGGAGAAACCAUAUAAAUGUGUGGAAUGUGGAGAAAGCUUCAUUCGCAGUGACCAUCUAAAUUACCAUCAAAGGAAGCACACAGGGGAGAAACCACAUAAAUGCAUGGAAUGCGGAAAGAGUUUCUAUCAUGUUACCGAACUACGUUCCCAUCAAAUAACCCACACAGGGGAGAAGCCAUAUAAAUGCAUGGAAUGUGGAAAGAGCUUCAGUCACAGUCAGAGUCUGCGUGUCCAUCAAAGGACGCACACGGGAGAGAAGCCACAUAAAUGCAUGGAAUGUGGAGAAAGCUUCAGUCAGAGUGGACAUCUACGGUCCCAUCAAAGUACGCACACAGGGGAGAAGCCACAUAAAUGCAGAGAAUGCGGAGAAAGCUUCAGUCGCAGUGAUGGUUUACGUUCCCAUCAAAGGAAGCACACAGGGGAGAAGCCGCAUAACUGCAUGGAAUGUGGAAAGAGCUUCAGUCACAGUAACAAUCUGCGUGCCCAUCAAAGGACCCACACAGGGGAGAAGCCACAUAAAUGCAUGGACUGUGGAGAAAGCUUCAGCCAGAUUGGCACUCUACGUUGCCAUCAAAGAACCCACACAGGGGAGAAGCCAUAUAAAUGCAUAGAAUGUGGAGAAAGCUUCAGUCGCUGUGGCAAUCUACGUACCCAUCAAAGGACUCACAAAGGGGAGAAGCCAUAUAAAUGCAUGGAAUGUGGAAAGAGCUUCAUUCGCAAUGACAGUCUACGUUCGCAUCAAAAGACCCACACAGGGGAGAAGCCACAUAAAUGCUUGGAAUGUGGAAAGAGCUUCAGUCAGAGUAAAAAUCUGCGUACCCACCAAAUGACUCACACAGGACAGAAGCCAUAGAAAUGCAUAGAAGGUGGAGAAAGUUUCAUUCAGAGUAACAAUCUACAUUCCUUUCAAAGGAGCCACAUAGCAAAGAAGCCAUAUAAAUGCAUAGAAUCAGGAAAGAGCAGUGAAAAUCCACAUUCCCAUCAAAGGACCCACCCAAUGCUUCCUCUUCAUCUUGGACAGAAGUGGCGAGUGGAGUGCUGCGGGGUUGCCUCCUGGGUCUGGUCCUGUUCAACAUCUUUAUUAAUGACUUAGAUGAAGGGCUAGAAGGCAUGAUCAUCAAGUUUGCAGACGACCCCAAAUUGGGAGGGAUAGCCAAUACUCCAGAGGACAGGAGCAGGAUUCAAAACGAUCUUGACAGAUUAGAGAGAUGGGCCAAAACUAACAAAAUGAAGUUCAACAGUGACAAAUGCAAGAUACUCCACUUUGGCAGAAAAAAUGAAAUGCAAAGAUACAGAAUGGGGGACAAUGCCUGGCUCGAGAGCAGUACGUGUGAAAAAGAUCUUGGAGUCCUCGUGGACAACAAGUUAAACAUGAGCCAACAAUGUGAUGUGGCGGCAAAAAAAGCCAAUGGUAUUUUGGCCUGCAUCAAGAGGAGCAUCGUGUCUAAAUCUAGGGAAGUAAUGCUCCCCAUGCUCUAUUCUGCUUUGGUUAGACCACACCUGGAAUAUUGUGUCCAAUUCUGGGCACCACAAUUCAAGAGAGAUUUUGACAAGCUGGAACGUGUCCAGAGGAGGGCGACUAAAAUAUGGAGACAGGCUUUUGAUGAAUAAGAUAAUGAUUUGGAUGGAAUAUGGUUUAUAUGUGUUUUUAGUAUGACGACUGACCACUGUAGUUUUUAAAUAUAUGGGUUAUUGUUUUAAUGGGUUAUUGUAAUUAUGUACUAUGAUGUUUUACCAAUUGUAUGUACUUUUAUGGUUGGAAACCGGUCUGAGUCCCUUGGAGAGGUGAGAAGGUCGGUAUAUAAAACUUGGAAAUAAAUUAAAAAAAUGAUCAAGGGUCUGGAGAAGAAGCCCUAUGAGGAGCGGCUUAAGGAGCUGGCCAUGUUUAGCCUGAAGAAGAGAAGGCUGAGAGGAGAUAUGAUAGCCAUGUAUAAAUAUGUGAGAGGAAGCCACAGGGAGGAGGAGGGAGCAAGCUUGUUUUCUGCUCCCCUGGAGACCAGGACGCAAGGGAACAAUGGCUUCAAACUACAAGAGAGGAGAUUCCACCUGAACAUGAGGAAGAACUUCCUGACUGUGAGAGCCGUUCAGCAGUGGAACUCUCUGCCCCGGAGUGUGGUGGAGGCUCCUUCUUUGGAAGCUUUUAAACAGAGGCUGGAUGGCCAUCUGUCAGGGGUGAUUUGAUUGCAAUAUUCCUGCUUCUUGGCAGAAUGGGGUUGGACUGGAUGGCCCAUGAGGUCUCUUCCAACUCUUUGAUUCUAGGAUUCUAUGAAAGAAGGAGCCUCCACCACACUCCGGGGCACUCUUUGAUAGGAGAAGUCAAAUCAAUCAACAUCGCCACCUGGAAGGGGGUGGAAGACAGUCUAAAAGAUUAAGAGAAUAGAGGGGUCAGGGAGAGGUUUCCCAAGGGAAAUGGAAUGCUUUUGCCAUGGCUUUCUGAAUAAAUAUGGGGCCUGUGAAUCUAUACUCUUCAGUGAGUCCAACAUUUGGUUUUCAUGCCUGCGUCAUGCUUGCUUGUUCAUGCUGAGAAUCAUGUAUAAUCUUGCUUUGUAUUCAUGCACAUGCUGAGAUUAUUGUAAACUGGUGUUUGUGGUUUCAAGCUAUUGCAUUUAGAUUAUUUGAUUCAAGUUGGCUCCUGUUUCUUCAAGGGACUUUUGCCUUUGCCACCUUUGGAAAAGAAGGACUUCCUUCCUAUGGAUUUGCUUUUUGGAUUUUGGGACUGAUUUGUCUCCUAACUUGGAUUUGGAUUGGAUUUCCUUACAUUGCUUAUUUGCUGAUUUUGUGGACAUUACCUUUUCUCUAUUUGAAUGCUUUUUACCUUUUUGACUAUUGCUAUAUUAAUCUUCAAUAAAUUGGUUUGAUUAUUAAAGAA